This is a messenger RNA of Necator americanus (New World hookworm), 1191 nucleotides long. RefSeq lists its product as uncharacterized. NCBI's taxonomy places the organism in Eukaryota, Metazoa, Nematoda, Chromadorea, Rhabditida, Ancylostomatidae. The transcript has 10 exons. The record is from RefSeq and is a predicted model, not a curated record. Bases 1 to 1191 code for a protein of 396 amino acids.
AUGGCGCUGUCCACUCCAGCAGAUGGAAUCUUAAGAACAAGAUUGUCUUGGAAUGAUCUUCAGGACAGCUUGUUCGAAGCGUUUGGAAAGGAUGCAAAGCUCGGGCCAAAGAAAGAAGUUGAAGACAUUGGGUUGAGUAGUAUCCCUUCAUUACUUUCGCUUGUUGAAAGUAUGGGAGGUCUUGGAGAGAGUGCGGCUGUGGCUGAAUUUCCCAGAGAAGAGUUUUGUAGACAUCUAGAGUCAACAGUUAAAAAGAUACACAAUAACGAAGUCACUUUCUUUCGUCUACUAAAGAAGUACAAUGUGUCAAAAGUUGCUCGACCAGAGGUAUAUUACAUGCGAGAAUUCUCGGAAGAGAAUCCGUCAAAGGCAUUUAUUGUCAUGGAAUACAUAACUGGCAAUCUUUCCCUUCAUAUAUUUGAUAACGUCACUCCAGACGAUAUUCUUCAGGUGCUCAGAACUAUUGCGGCACUACAAGCUGCAUCUCUAAAGUUUACUGACGAAGAUAAAGGAUUAUUUUUGAAGGACAUAUUCAAAGUAGUGUUUGGGCAAGCAUUUACAAAAGAGAAUGUAACUUCUUCCCUCGGUCUCGUGAGACAGUUUUUAAGUGAUCGACUUGAAAAAAGCAUUGAUCAAGUUGAAAGCAUUGCUAUGGAGGUCAUUAACCUUGAUUUUGCUGACAACCUGUCGGAUACAAUCGGGAUGAAACGCGUUUUAUGUCAUGGCGAUGUUUGGAGCACUAAUAUAAUCUGGAAAAAUGGAGAGAAAAAUGUGAAACUUGCAGCCUUAGUUGACUUUCAGACUUCUCACUUCGGCUGCCCUGCAACUGAUAUUGUUCGACUUUUAAGCGCAUGUCUAAGUGCAAAGGAUCGCCGGGAAAAUUGGGAGGAUCUCUUAGGAAAAUUCUACUGCUUUCUUAAGGAGGAAGUUGGGAACCACGAGAUGCCCUACACUUUGGAACAACUGAUUCAAGCCUACCGUCGUUUCUUCCCAUUUGGUGCCUUUAUGGUCUUUCCAAUGAUUGCUCCAAUGUUUCAGUUGGCAAAUAAAAGUGAUGACACUGAAUACAAAGAAAGGGUACAAAAGUUGAUAUUCGAGAAGACCGAAGGAUUGUUAGAGGAUUUAGUCAAAUUCCACGAAGAAGACAAAAAUGAAGCGGAUCAUGGAGAGAAUAAGAAAAUAAUAGAAUAG